UGUUCCAAUUCUCCCUCACACAAUCCCCCUUUAUUAGAUAUUCUGAUUCCUCCUACAAUCCUGCAUUCAUUCUCUCCAUCCGCCAUUCAUACCAUUCUUCAUCUUCAUUUCCUCAAUCUCAGGUUCUUCUUUUCCCUUCACAAUUUCAUAUUUUGUUACAUAUAUCUAAUGUUUACAUGUAUCUAUAUUCAUUGUAUGUAUAUCUGUGUUUGAAGCCCACGUUUCCCUGAAUUAUAUGUUUAUUGUUAUGAAUGUGUUCAUGUUGAUUGAUAUAUUCACUUGAUUUACGUGAUCUGUAUGCAUUUGCAUGAAUGUAGCCAACAUGAGCUGAUGUGAAUCAUUUAAUGGUAUGUUGCUACAUUCAGAUGCGGACUAGGUAAGAUGGUCGGGUGGGCGGGUGCACCACUUGAACAAAAAAAAAAUUAGUGUAUUUUAUAGGGUAAAAUCCGGAUCGCACCCGUUGAAAAUUUGGUUAAACCCCUCGUUCGCAAUCACCAUGAAAAUAUUUUCUGGGUCCGCCACUUUGUUGAUAUUUAUUUUGUUUUAAUGUUUUCAGGGAUCGGUUUGUGUUUUAAAGGUUGAAACCGACCUGCAAGCAGCGUUUUCGGUGUUUAUAUUUUGAUGUUCAGUUUUUCACGAUAAUAAUUGCGUAUAAGGUUGAGGAUUGCAAUUGUAUACAAUGAGGACCUCUUGGGCUGAUGCUGUUGAUAAUGCAGCUUCGGGCUCUGACGGUUAUGGGGUUGGCGGGGGAUCCCGUAGACCUGCAUAUGUUCCACCUCAUCUUCGCAACAGGCCACCCACUCCUGAACAAAUGGCUGGUCCGGCUCCAUCAAACAAUGGCCCACAACCUGGUAAUGAUAGGGUAGGAUAUAGUGGACAAACUAGCGGGUCACGGUGGGCUGGUCCUAGGUCAGAUUAUGGUAGACCGGGAUAUGGUACUGGCGGGCGUGGUGGUCGAGGUGGUGGCUGGGGAAGCCGAGGUGGCGGUUGGAGUGGUAGAGAAUCAGAAGCCAACCCGUUUGGUAAUGAUGAGGUGGAUGAACCUGAGGAGAUUUUAUCAGAUCAUGAAAGUAGUGGUAUAAAUUUUGAUGCUUAUGAGGAUAUUCCUGUGGAGACUAGUGGUGUUAACGUGCCACCUCCGGUUAAUACAUUUGCUGAAAUAGAUUUAGGGGAAGCUCUAAAUCUUAACAUUAGGAGGUGCAAAUAUGUCAAACCAACACCCGUGCAACGUUAUACGAUUCCCAUUUCGCUUGCGGGUCGAGAUUUGAUGGCAUGUGCUCAAACCGGGUCUGGGAAGACAGCGGCCUUUUGUUUUCCCAUAAUCAGUGGAAUAAUGACGGCGCAAGCUGUACAAAGGCCACAUGGUUUUAGGACAGUUUUUCCGCUUGCGUUAAUAUUGUCUCCUACAAGGGAGCUCUCUUGUCAGAUACACAUGGAAGCUCGAAAGUUUGCUUACCAAACAGGUGUGAAGGUGGUGGUUGUUUAUGGAGGAGCACCGAUUAAUCAACAGUUACGAGAGCUUGAGAGAGGAGUUGAUAUCCUUGUUGCAACUCCUGGAAGAUUAGUUGAUCUACUGGAAAGGGCAAAAGUGUCAUUGCAAAUGAUUAGGUAUUUAGCUCUUGACGAGGCCGAUCGUAUGUUGGAUAUGGGAUUUGAACCUCAAAUAAGGAAGAUUGUGGAACAAACAGACAUGCCUCCACCAGGUGGCAGACAAACAAUGUUGUUCAGUGCUACAUUUCCUAGAGAAAUCCAGAGACUUGCAUCUGAUUUUCUUUCAAAUUACAUAUUUCUGACUGUGGGACGGGUUGGUUCAAGUACCGAUUUAAUUGUCCAGAGGGUGGAAUUUGUUCAAGAAACCGACAAAAGAAGCCAUCUAAUGGACCUUCUUCAUGCACAAAAGGAUAAUGGAUCAGGAAAGCAACCUCUUACCCUAGUGUUUGUUGAAACAAAGAAGGGAGCCGAUUCACUUGAAUAUUGGCUAUGUGGUAAUGGUUUUCCUGCUACUACAAUCCACGGUGACAGAACACAGCCGGAACGGGAGCUGGCUUUGAGGUCAUUUAAAAGCGGAAAGACUCCAAUUCUUGUUGCCACUGAUGUGGCGGCUCGCGGUCUUGAUAUCCCUCAUGUUUCUCACGUGGUUAACUUUGACCUCCCUAACGACAUUGAUGAUUACGUGCACCGAAUAGGGCGGACAGGGCGAGCUGGCAAGACAGGAUUGGCUACAGCCUUCUUCAAUGAGAACAAUAUGUCACUAGCAAAACCACUAGCUGACCUGAUGCAAGAGGCUAAUCAAGAAGUACCACAAUGGCUCACUCGAUAUGCCAGCUGGGCAGCUUAUGGUGGUAAGAACAGGCGCUCCGGAGGUAGGUUUGGUGGCCGUGACUACCGAAAGGAGAACUCCAACCGAGCUAGUGGUGGCGGCAUGGAUUACUACGGCGGUGGAGGCGGAUAUGGUGGCUAUGGUGCGCCUGGUGCACCCAGUGCAUGGGAUUAGACUAACUUCUAAGCUAAAUAUGUAACCUUUUUUCCCCUCAGGGAUAAAGAAUUACGAUGUGGUUUAGUUGGCUGAUAAUUAUAUGACGCCAUCUCUACGAUCAAAACAUAAAUUCACAAGAAACAAUGGCAUAAUCAAAAGGAAUGCUUUACUGACUUGUAGAAGUAAAAUUGACAACUAAGAACAGAAAUUGAAACAUGUAAACAAACUGAA
Molecule: messenger RNA, 2707 nt
Organism: Helianthus annuus (common sunflower)
Lineage: Eukaryota; Viridiplantae; Streptophyta; Magnoliopsida; Asterales; Asteraceae
Product: DEAD-box ATP-dependent RNA helicase 37
Exons: 6
Coding region: 680-2494 (604 amino acids)
Cellular component (GO): nucleus
Molecular function (GO): ATP binding; RNA helicase activity; RNA binding
Source: RefSeq, a predicted model, not a curated record